AUGUCCGACAGACGCAACAGCUCCACUAGCCAGCACUCCCUCAUCAGCUACCACAGCGUCGACGUCGACCACACCCCAAGUCCCAGCCGCAGCCGCAGCCAUAGCCCCGAACGCCUCCCCGAUCCAGUCCCCUACAACUCGCCCAACGACAGCGAGUCGCAGGCAACGCCCGGCCGCGGCACUCCGCACCGCGUGCACUUCGGCUCGGACCUGCGCUUCGAAUAUGACGGCCAGCACGACACCACCGAGACGGAUCUGUCCGCGGACGAGCGCACCCAGCAGGCGGCGGCGGGCGCCCACGGCUCCGUGGACAUCACGGACGUGACCCGCGGCCGGGCCAGCACGGAGCGUCCUAGCUCCAGCGACAGCCCCAAGGGCUCGGGCUCGGGCUCGCCGGCCCAGAAACGGAGCUCUCCGGGUCGGUCCGCCAUGCCCGGGGCGUCGUUCUUCGACCGCAUGAACAGCCUGCGGCACCGGACGAAGGCCAAGGCGCGCCGGCUCGCGGCGCAACUGGGCCGCCCGCUGUCAGACGAGAACGACCUGCAGCCGACGCAUGAGCCGGAGCUGGAUGAGUCGCAGGCUGCAGACGGGGAACAUGAUGCUCACGACGAGAAGCGGCCGGAGCAUGACUCGCUGACGUCCGAGGCGCAUCGGCUGGUCCGCCAGCUCACCGAGGACCGCUCGACGCGGCGACGCAUGUCGCAGGCGCAGCCGAAUGCGUUGACUGCGCAGGGCCCGGAGUAUGCGGGCGAGGAGCUCGCGCUCGAUCCGCGACUCCAGCGGACGGAGAGUCACGGCGGCGGCGGGAUCCUCUCGCAGCUGUUGCGGUUGAAUGCGGCGCUCGACGCCCAGCGCCGGUCCAGCCGCAGCCAGUCACCGUCGGAGUCCGCGACGCCGGGGACGACGACGCCGCGGAAACUCAAGUGGUACAAGAAGAAGGGGGGCAACCUGUCGACGUCGACGCUGGUCGGGGGCGUCGGCGGCGGCGGGAGCUACAGCGGGGCCAGCACACCGGUCUCCAGCGAGGUGUUGACGGCCGCGUCCAAGCGACGCAGCAAGGAGCAGCGGUCCGGCAUGCGGCUCGAAGACGAGAUCCAGGUGACGCUUCAGAUCGCGCAGAUCAUCGCCCGCCAGCGCUAUAUCAUGCAGCUGUGCAAGGCGCUCAUGUUGUUCGGGGCGCCGACGCACCGGCUCGAGGAGUAUAUGCAGAUGACCGCCCGCGUCCUCGAGGUCGACAGCCAGUUCCUGUACGUCCCGGGGUGUAUGAUCAUGUCGUUUGACGACCCGUCGACGCGCACGGCGGAGGUGAAGCUGGUCCGCGUGGGCCAGGGCAUCGACCUCGGCCGGCUGGCCGACACGCACAACAUCUACAAGAACGUCGUGCACGAGGUCAUCGGCAUCGAAGAGGCCAUCCACGAGCUGGAGGAGAUCAUGCGCAAGCGCCCGCGGUUCAACAAAUGGAUCAUCGUGCUGGUGUACGGUCUCGCAACGGCCACCGUCGGUCCCUUCGCGUUCAACGCGCGGCCCAUCGACAUGCCCAUCAUCUUCUUCAACGGCUGCCUCCUCGGCAUCAUGCAGCACGUUAUCGCCCCGCGCAGCGUGCUCUACUCCAAUGUCUUCGAAGUGUCCGCCGCGGUGCUGACGUCGUUCAUCGCCCGCGCCCUCGGCAGCAUCAUGACUGACAUCCACGGCCAGCGCGAGUACCUCUUCUGCUUCUCCGCCAUCGCGCAGUCCUCCAUCGCGCUCAUCCUCCCCGGCUACACCGUCCUCUGCAGCAGUCUGGAGCUGCAAUCGCACCAGAUAGUCGCCGGCUCCAUCCGCAUGGUCUACGCCAUCAUCUACUCCCUCUUCCUCGGCUUCGGCAUCACCGUCGGCACGACCAUCUACGGGCUCAUCGACAAGAACGCCAUCUCAUCCACGACUUGUCCGGCGCCCGGCGCCUUCAAAAACCCCUACGUGCAGCGGUUCCCGUUCGUAGUGGCUUUCGCCGUGUGUCUGAUGGUCGUGAACCAGGGGAAAUGGCGGCAGACGCCGAUGAUGGUGACGAUUGCGCUGGCGGGGUAUGUGACGAACUUCUUCGUGACGCGGCGGCUGGGGUCGAAUUCGCAGGUCGCGAGCACGGUGGGUGCGUUCGCGAUUGGGGUUAUUGGCAAUUUGUAUAGUCGGCUGUGGCAUGGCCAUGCGGCAACGGCGAUCUUGCCGGGGAUAUUCGUGCUGGUGCCGUCCGGGCUGGCGGCGUCUGGGACAUUGAUUGCCGGGGUGCAAUCCGCGGAUGAGAUUCGGUCGAACGUGUCCAGCAGUAGUGCGAAUCGAAGUUCAAAUAAUGGUGGAAGUACGCAGGGUCACUCAGUGGACCUGUCGUCGCAGGUGCUGGGGUUCGGUAUGGUGCAGGUGGCCAUUGCCAUCACGGUUGGGCUGUUUGUGGCGGCGCUGGUGGUGUAUCCGUUUGGCAAGCGUCGCACUGGGCUGUUCAGUUUCUAA
Molecule: messenger RNA, 2481 nt
Organism: Aspergillus terreus NIH2624
Lineage: Eukaryota; Fungi; Ascomycota; Eurotiomycetes; Eurotiales; Aspergillaceae
Product: threonine/serine exporter family protein
Exons: 1
Coding region: 1-2481 (826 amino acids)
Biological process (GO): transmembrane transport
Molecular function (GO): transmembrane transporter activity
Source: RefSeq, a predicted model, not a curated record